Messenger RNA from Oncorhynchus gorbuscha (pink salmon), 1148 nucleotides. Its product is annotated as serine/threonine-protein kinase DCLK1-like. NCBI's taxonomy places the organism in Eukaryota, Metazoa, Chordata, Actinopteri, Salmoniformes, Salmonidae. Gene Ontology annotation, biological process: intracellular signal transduction; axoneme assembly; retina development in camera-type eye. The record is from RefSeq and is a predicted model, not a curated record. The transcript has 5 exons. Bases 198 to 1148 code for a protein of 316 amino acids. Gene Ontology annotation, cellular component: axoneme.
UAGACCGCGGCUUUCUGGACAAACCGGUUAUUUGAAACUAAAACGCGUGUUGUUUGGACACCAUUGUUACACAUUUUAUCCGGAAUAUCUCUCUGAUUAUCACGGGACAUGUUUGUUUAGUUGGUUACAUUUUUCGUACUAAUUAUCUAUUUCUUUAUUUAGAUAGUGUAGCUGUGCUCGUGACCUUCAGCAGUGAGAUGGAGCUGGAGCAUUUCGACGAGCGGGAUAAGUCGCAACGGAACAGCCGAGGAGGGGGCAGGUUGAACGGGGUGACCAGCCCGACACACAGCGCCCACUGCAGCCUCUACCGUUCCCGGACACUCAAGAACCUCAGCUCAGAGAAGAAGGCCAAGAAGGUCCGCUUCUACCGCAACGGGGACCGCUACUUUAACGGGAUAGUGUACGCCAUCUCAGUGGAGCGGUUCCGGUCGUUUGACGCGCUGCUGGCGGAUCUAACCCGCACGCUGUCUGACAAUGUGAAUCUGCCGCAGGGCGUCAGGACCAUUUACUCCGCGGACGGAACCAAAAAGAUCACCAGCACCGAUCAACUGUUGGAGGGCGAGAGCUACGUGUGCGGCUCCAUUGAGGUAUUCAAGAAGCUCGACUACACCAAGAACAUCAACCCCAACUGGUCUGUGAACGUCAAAGCUUCGUCUGGGGCGGCCGCCCGCGGGCCCCUUUCUCUGGGCAGCUCCAAGGCCGGACCGCCAGACACCCGGGACCAGGGGGUGAAGGAUUUCAUCCGGCCCAAGCUGGUGACGGUGGUGCGGAGCGGGAUGAAGCCCAGGAAGGCUGUACGGAUCCUUCUCAAUAAGAAGACGGCCCAUUCAUACGAACAGGUCCUCACCGACAUCACGGAGGCCGUCAAACUGGACUCUGGGGUGGUGAAGAAGAUCUAUACACUGGAUGGAAAACAGGUGACAUGUCUCCAAGACUUCUUCGGUGACGAGGACAUCUUCGUAGCGUGUGGACCGGAGAAAUACCGUUACCAAGACGACUUCCAGCUGGAAGAGAGCGAGUGUCGUGUGAUGAAGUCAGUGGUCUUUGGUAAAAUGUCCGCCCCUGUGACCAGCCGUGGUUCUCCGCGCUCCAUGGGCCUGUCAAGAGGCAGCAAGUCCCCCGCAGGCUCCGGUUCUAUCUCUCUUUAA